Molecule: messenger RNA, 972 nt
Organism: Wallemia ichthyophaga EXF-994
Lineage: Eukaryota; Fungi; Basidiomycota; Wallemiomycetes; Wallemiales; Wallemiaceae
Product: GTPase-activating protein gyp1
Exons: 2
Coding region: 1-972 (323 amino acids)
Biological process (GO): activation of GTPase activity
Cellular component (GO): Golgi apparatus
Molecular function (GO): GTPase activator activity
Source: RefSeq, a predicted model, not a curated record
AUGGCCACGCGGCUGGAUAAAGUGGAUAAAUUCAAACAAGUGCUUCAGAAGCCACAGAUUGAUCUCGCGCAGCUACAAAACCUUAGUUGGAAUGGCGUACCCAGCUCGCUGCGAUCUACAGUCUGGCCAUUGUUACUCGGAUAUCUCCCUACCAAUAGCAGCAGGAGACAAACAACUCUUAACAAGAAACGCGCAGAAUACGUUAACGCUUCACAAAACGCGUUUGAUCGCCCACUCGAUUCAAAGCUUUGGCACCAAAUCGUCAUCGACGUACCACGCACAAAUCCAGGCAACAAACUUUGGCAGAAUGACGCCACUCAGCGGUCCCUAGAAAGAAUUUUAUACGUCUGGUCGAUCAGGCACCCCGCUUCUGGCUACGUCCAGGGUAUAAACGACCUCGCCACACCUUUCUAUCAAGUUUUUCUUUCUAAUUACAUUCACGGCAAUCCUCAGGAUUGUAAUCCAUGUCUCCUAUCAGACGAUGAACUCCUUCAAAUCGAAUCUGAUACAUUUUGGAGUCUCAGUAAACUCCUCGAUGGCAUCCAAGACAACUAUAUCAUAGCACAACCAGGUAUUAUGCGCCAAGUCAAACGCUUGAAUGAACUCACUAGAAAGGUUGACCCAGAACUAUCAAGGCAUUUUGUUGAUCAAGGCGUCGACUUCAUUCAAUUCAGUUUCCGUUGGAUCAACUGUUUGCUUAUGCGAGAAGUCGAGAUGAGCAAUGUAAUUAGAAUGUGGGAUACUUAUCUUUCUGAAGGCACUGACAGUUUCAGUUGUUUUCAUACCUACGUUUGUCUCGCUUUCUUAACUAAAUGGAGUAAAAAACUCAAACAACUCGAGUUUCAGGAUAUCAUCAUGUUCCUUCAAGCACCUCCAACUCAAUCUUGGAAAGACAGUGACGUGGAGUUGCUCCUCUCUGAAGCAUACCUCCUCAAAACAAUUUGGCAUGAUGCACAAUCGCAUAUAAACUGA